Messenger RNA from Vanessa tameamea, 987 nucleotides. RefSeq names its product procathepsin L-like. The transcript is spliced from 6 exons. The record is from RefSeq and is a predicted model, not a curated record. The coding region runs from base 1 to 987 and encodes 328 amino acids. NCBI's taxonomy places the organism in Eukaryota, Metazoa, Arthropoda, Insecta, Lepidoptera, Nymphalidae. Gene Ontology annotation, molecular function: cysteine-type endopeptidase activity. Gene Ontology annotation, cellular component: lysosome.
AUGUGUUAUAUUGGCCUGAUUGUAUUAUUUGUUGUUAAUUCAGUUUUAGCUAAAAAUAUAUUAAGAUACAAUCUCGAGGAUGCCUCGAAACAUUUCGAAACAUUCAGGAGAACUUACAACAAGGAAUACGAUGGAACAGAAAAAGCGUUAAGAUUUGAAAUAUUUGUGAAAAAUUUGGAAAAAAUCAACGAAUUGAACGAAGGAAGUGACAGCCCUGUUUUUGGUAUAACCCAAUUUAGUGAUUUAACGUCUGAAGAAUUCGUACAAAUGUAUUCUGGUUACAAAAGUGACAAUCGUACCGCUUAUUUAAUCGAUCGUAGUGCAAUGGAAGAGCAUUAUAUAGCACGAGAUAUACCAGAAUCGUUUGAUUGGCGUGACAAAAAAGUAGUCGGUGAAGUAAAAAAUCAAGGGCAAUGUCAAUGCUGCUGGGCGUUUGCUGUUACCGGUAAUUUGGAAAGUGCUUACGCUAUUAAACAUAAUCAAUCAGUCCGUUUGUCUGAACAACAAUUAGUGGAUUGUGAUAAAAUGUGUUCUGGCUGUAACGGAGGAAAUGUGGGUGUCGCGUGCGAGUACUUACGACAAUGUGGAUCCAUGACAGAAGACAAAUAUCCUUACGAAGAAAGAGACAACGUUUGUCGAUACAAUUCUACAAAUAUUCGAGUUAAGGUUAAAAGCUGUAGGGCAAUACAAGUAACAGAAGACGAGUUGGCAUAUCAAUUAUACAGCAUUGGACCAUUGAUGAUAGGGGUGAACUCCGAAAAAUUACAACCUUACAGAGGUGGACUUUUGACAGAUUGUAAGGCGGGGGAAAUUAACCACGCGAUCCUUCUGGUUGGUUAUGGAACAGAUGAGGAUGGCAAUAAAUAUUGGCUGGCGAAGAACUCUUGGGGUACUGUGUUUGGCGAACAUGGAUACUUGAGGAUGCUGCGAGGAGUGAACUGUCUUAACCUCAUGGCUGAACCGGCUAUUACUGCUGUAGUAGAAUGA